GUUCUGUGACUGCCCAUCCACUACCGAGGAUCCCUGUUCCAACAUCAAGAGUCUGGCCUCAAGUUCCGUAUUUUUUAGUUCUAAUUCCUCGACUCUAGCAUCACGCUUAGCAUUCUCAUCCAUAACCUGCUUUAGAAGCUCGACAUUCCUAGCCUCAAUCUCAGCUUUCUCAGCCUCAAGCUUGGCGUUCUUAGUCUCAAGCUCGCUAAUGCGUUGUCUCAAUAAUUCAAGCUCUGUUGACAUGAUCUAUAAAAUUAUACACUCUACAUAAGCAUUCAAAAUAAAAAAAAAUCACGUGCGCGUGAAGAUUCUUCACGCCGAUCACUUUUGCUAAGAAAAAAAAAUAUUAAUAGGGGUUUACGACCAUCAUACAAGUAGGCACGAUCCCCCUUUGGGAUCAACUUAUUCGUUGUCUCUCUCUUUAGAGACGACGAUAAAUUUUAAAUAUGAAAAUGAGUAUGAAUAAUGGACAGAGGAAAGAAAUGUCUUGUAAUUGGUUGUUGGUUGGAAAGACCCAUUUCUGCGAAAAAUCAGCACGGGAUCAAUAUUGUGCAUCCCACGCAUUCAAAAUACAAAAGGGCGUAAUAAUCCCACAACCAUGUAAAGGAUGUGGACGAGGCACUAAAUCAAGCGUUCAGCUUUGUGUCCAAUGCGGACAAGAAUCAGACAUACAUAGAACAGUACUUAAUUUACUAACUGGUCGAUGGAUCAGCCCGAAUGGAAAGUUAUUCCAGAAGUUGAUUCGCGAAGGUUAUAGAUAUGCUAAUAGACUUUCGGAUUAUUUAGAAGAUAUUGGGACUAUAUGUGACGGUGAAUUUGAACUGGAUCCCUUAGCCGACUUCUACUAUCCAGCCUUAAUUCCGCCCUUAUCUAUCUUAGCAAGUAGAUCGGAUAUUCAUAAAAACUUCCCUAUUACUGUGGACUCUGCUGUUGGGGGUGGGAUGAGUUUAUUUACCCUCGAAAAAAAUAAACGAUCUUCGCUUCAAAACCUAAUGGAAAUGAAUUACAGUAACCUAUCUACAUUGAUAGAGAUAACUUGGGAGCGUGAGGAGACGAAAGCUUGGAGGAAUGACAUACUCGUGAAAUUCCUUCAUCAUCCAAAUUUGGUUCCUUCAAAGUAUAGGCCAAAUUCUUUAUAUGACGCAUUUACCAAGACAAGUGUUUUAGGGCCAGAACAUAUAUUGGCUCUAUCACGAAUUUAAGGCGUGAUUAUGAUAUAAAUAAAUUGUUUAUAGCCCUGGAAUGGUAGUUCCAUGACUAAAU
Messenger RNA from Rhizophagus irregularis DAOM 181602=DAOM 197198, 1263 nucleotides. NCBI's taxonomy places the organism in Eukaryota, Fungi, Glomeromycota, Glomeromycetes, Glomerales, Glomeraceae. The record is from RefSeq and is a predicted model, not a curated record.